This is a messenger RNA of Bacillus rossius redtenbacheri, 1886 nucleotides long. RefSeq lists its product as uncharacterized. The record is from RefSeq and is a predicted model, not a curated record. NCBI's taxonomy places the organism in Eukaryota, Metazoa, Arthropoda, Insecta, Phasmatodea, Bacillidae. The transcript is spliced from 10 exons. The coding region runs from base 1 to 1314 and encodes 437 amino acids.
AUGCCGGGCUCGGAGCUGGCGUCGCGCGCCGGGUCACUGGCCGCUCCGGCGGCGGCUGCCCCCAGCCCGAGCCUGCGCGCGUCCGGGGACAACUUGCAGCCGGCUCUCAAGGAGAUGGGUAACUUGCGGCUUAUCCUGGCCUUAAACAUCGCAAUUUGUCAGCAAAUGAGUCUAGCUGAGAGUGAUUUGGAGGAUGAAGAAGUUGUACAAAGUGCUCCCAGUCCAAGAGCAGUGGCAGCCCUGUCGCGGUACUACCACACGAGGUGCGCGGGCUCCGCGGCGGACUCGCGGGCCACGGAGGGCGUGUGCCUGGGACUGCUGGAGUGCCGCGCCGAGGGCGGCGCCAGCAUCGGCAGCUGCGGUCUGCUCGGCGUCUGCUGCGCAGUCGAACGGAGCUGUUUCUCUUCCUCAGCCUUGAAGGUUUCGUAUUUUGUCGGACCUUCUGACACGAUGACAACGUCUUGCAGUUUCAACGUUCAAGUAAAAAACCCAGCAGUCUGUCAAGUAAGGCUGGACUUCGAGAACUUCAACCUGGCCCAGCCCACGGGCGCCUCCACGGACGGCCAGCAGUACUGGUUCGGCUGCGACACGGACCGCUUCUCCGUCGCGAGCCCCUACUCCGGCAACCUGGGCUUCAAGCACCUGUGCGGGCGGAACCACGGCCAACACAUGUACGUGCCCGCCAACAGCACGCCGGCCAUGGACUACCUGGUGCUGCGCGUGCAGCUGGGCAGCGAGCGGUCGCGCGUGUCGUGGCGCAUCAAGGUGACGCAGCUGGAGUGCGAGCAGCCCGCCCCUCCCCCGUGGGCGCUGCCCUCGCCCGUGCUCUCCGCGCUCAACCGGCAGCUGCAGAGCCUGCGCUCCGAGACCAGGGCCGACCUGGACGUGCUCGCGCCACCAGGGUGUCUCCAGUAUUACACAAACAGUACUGGAACAUUUGAAAGUUUUAACUAUGAUGGGACUGCUGGAAGAUAUCUGCCAGAACUGAACUACGCCAUCUGUUUCAAGAGAUAUCCAGACACUUGUCAGAUAAGUUACUCGUUUGAAGACUUCCAAGUGGGCGCAGUCACCGGCAACGCCAACUACACCAACCAAGACUGUGAGGACGCAACCACUUACAAGGAUUACUUAUACAUACCUUCGGUUUCUGAUUCGGACCAAGGCAUCAAGUUCUGUGGGAACCAGACGAGUCUGCCAAUCCAAGUCUCCAAGUCCCCUGGACCACUUCAGGUGCAUUUCCACAGUAACGUGUGGAGACUCAAGAUAUUUCAACAAUAUGGUUUCAAGAUCCAUUACACCACCCAGAGUUGUUGACUGCCUUCUACUGCGAAAAACUAUAUUUUUCAAGUGACCUUAGAAAAAUUUAAUGAACAACUACGAGUCCAUAAGAAUGUUUACAGCAAGCGCUAAUGUGUUUCCCUACAAACUGUAUACAUAUUUUACAUUAAGAACUUAUUUCAGUGCAGUUAGUGGAAUAAAUAUUGGAGUUUGUAGUAAUUAAUAUGAUAUUUCGUGUAAAUAUUUACAAACUUAAUUUUAUUUUGUGUGUUUUAAAAAGAUAAUUAAUUUACAAAAAUGCAUAUACUUAUAUAAGUUUAUGUAUCCUUUGUGUAGUACUACACAGAUAUACACAAGCAAAUAAGUGCACACGAACAGUUAAAACUUACAACAACAGACGCUGCCGUAAAUAUUUCCUUGCUAGGCUUGGUUCACAAUUAAUAAAAAAAAAGCAAGUGCACAGACGCCUGUGCGUACAACUAUGCGCAAAACCUGUACGAAAUUGGAUAAAAAUUUAAUUCUUAUGGAUUAAUUUUAGCCAAUGAAACAUUUAUAUGUAUCUGACAUCUGUUGUAGUGUUAUUUAAUAAAUAUUUUAACUAUUUGGUA